AUGCCUAAGUUAGCAACAUUCACUAAGCCAUUUUUUAUUGUAUUGAUUGCAACAUUAUUGCAUACAUGCAUUGCUAAAUCAUACAACGUUGUUGAUUUCGGGGCGAAGGCCAAUGGCAAGACGGACUCGUCACCGGCCUUCAUGAAGGCGUGGGCGGCCGCCUGCAGCUCAAACGAGGAUUCAACGGUGCUCGUGCCCUCGGGAACGUUCAUGUCGAAUUCGGUAUCGUUCAACGGAACAUGCAAGAAGGAAAUGCGCCUCCAAAUAUUGGGAAAUAUUGUAGCUCCUAGUUAUGAAUCUUUAAGCGAUCAUCAAGUUUGGAUAGGAUUCUAUUUUGUGAGUAGGUUAUCAAUUAUUGGUGGCACUAUUGAUGCUAAGGGGUCAAGUUAUUGGUCAUGUAAAAGGAGCAAAAAGGAUUGUCCCUAUGGAGCAAGGUCAAUCGCUCUCCAAAGUUGUAAACAUGUCCUCGUUAGCGGCUUGAAAUCGUUCAAUAGCGAAGGAGUCCACCUUCAUCUCAAUGGGUGCAACAAUGUCACCAUGCAAAAUUUGACAUUAACCGCUCCCGGCGAUAGCCCUAACACCGACGGCAUCCACAUUGGCAAUUCCGACCUAGUUAGAGUCCUCCACAGCACUAUCGGCACCGGAGACGACUGCAUAUCCAUCGGCCCGGGCUCCACCAACAUGUGGGUGGACAAUGUCGCCUAUGGCCCGGGCCAUGGCAUUAGCAUUGGAAGUAUUGGUGGAACACCAAAAGAAGCUGGAGUUGAACAUAUUGUAGUAAACAAUUCUGUCUUUACAGACACAGACAACGGUGUUCGGAUUAAAUCAUGGGCAAAACCUAGCGAUGCCUACGUUAAGGAUAUUAAAUUCGAGAAUUUGAGGAUGCAAAAUGUUGCAAAUCCUAUUAUCAUCGAUCAAGAAUAUUGCCCUGCGCGGAAUUGCUCGAAAGCGAGCUCAGGGGUGAAAAUCAGCGAUGUGAAAUUCAACAACAUAACGGGAACAUCAAGCACCGUAGAAGCUCUAAUAUUGGAUUGCAGUUUGACAAAUCCAUGUGAAAAAAUCACAUUGCAGAAUAUAAAUCUGGUUUAUGCAGACAAGAUGAAGAAAGUGACGACCCCUGCAACCUCACGCUGUCAAAAUGCACAAGUAAUUAAGGCUGGUGUUGUUAACCCAAGUUGCUAG
Molecule: messenger RNA, 1182 nt
Organism: Salvia miltiorrhiza (redroot sage)
Lineage: Eukaryota; Viridiplantae; Streptophyta; Magnoliopsida; Lamiales; Lamiaceae
Product: polygalacturonase-like
Exons: 4
Coding region: 1-1182 (393 amino acids)
Biological process (GO): carbohydrate metabolic process
Molecular function (GO): polygalacturonase activity
Source: RefSeq, a predicted model, not a curated record